GUGCGGCGGCAUGGCGGAGCCUUUGGUGGCGCCGUCGCCACCACAGCAGCAACAUGAAAACGUUAAUAUCACGCAAGUGUUCAGUCCAGACGAGAUCUGGGCGACUCCUUCGUUUACCUCCAGGUUUCUGUACCUGGAGCAGGAGAUGGUGACCACGUGCGCGCAGCAGAGGCACCAGCUGAAGGCGGAGCUGCGCGUGCGGCCCGGAAUGGUGUGCGUGUACCACCGGGCGGCCACCGACCGUUGGUACCGGGUGCGCGUGCUCACUCGGUUCCGGCGCUCCGUCGGACCCUGCUGCCAAGUGCAGCUCCUCGACUACGGCGAACAGCAGACGGUGCUGGACGUGGACCUAUACCGCCUGCCGGAGCCGUACUGCGACCUCAACCACCUACCGGCCCAGGCGAUCCGUAUACGGCUGGCCGGGCUGUGUCCCAUGCAGCUGGGCUUCGUCGUCAGCGACCAGGGCGCGGUGCUCGGAACGAUGGAGCGGGCCAGCCGGUGGUCGGAGGCGGCCUGCGCUCUGGUGCGCCGUCUCCUGACGCCCGGUACGCCCUGUCGGCUCGAGUGGACCCGCUGCAGCCGCGCCGGGGUGCGCCACGGCCGACUCCGCGUGCUGGGAGACGCCGAGGCCGACAUCGCUCAGCGACUGAUCGCUGAACAAGUGGCGCAGGCCAGGCCCGAGCACGAGCCAUCCUCCUCUUCCGAGUGUGACGAGCCGAGUCUGGUGACGGAGCCGGCGCCCCUGCGGCACACCGAGGUGGUGCUCGACUCUGACGACUCGUCCGAGCCGGACGGACCGCCGCCGGCCCGGCCUGACACCGGCGCCGCGGCGGCGGACUCGGCUGUGUUCUGGGCCGAACAGCGCCGCGCUGAGGAGGAGUUCCACCGGCUGCAGCAGCAGCAGCGGAACGAGACGGCGGGCGACUCUACCGACCACGACGACAAGCGCAGUCGGCUGCAGCGCAGGCUGAUGGGACUUCUGGUGCCUGAAAACGCCUCUGCUGGCGACCAGGGCACCCGGCCUUCAGUGCAGCCGCCACCCGCCAGCCAGUCGCCCGGUGUGGGAGUGCUCAGUGGAACCGUCCGCGCGCCCCUGAUGCCGGGCCGGGGCCGCGGCGCGCUGACUUCCCCCCAGAUACCGGCUCCGGGCGUCCGGGCGCCCACCACCUCCCCGAGCCCGGAGCCAGCCGAGACGUCCGGCGCCAGCGACCUGGCGGCGGCGCUGCGCCAGCUGCGCAGCGAGUCCAGCUCGGCGGACGAGGCCGGCCGGCCGUCCCCGACCCUGCUGCCGGCCGGCCAGACCUCGUCGGCCCGUAUGGCGGCCCAGCGGAGGGCGGCCGACGAGCAGCGCCAGCGACAGUAUGAGGCCCGGCUGCAGCGCCGCGCCGGCCGCGCCGCGCCGCCGGAACGAGCUGAGACUGUCCGGCCGAGUCUGUGGGGUGACCAGCUGAGCCCACGAAACGCGCGGCCGAGUCCGUGGGACGGCCAGUCAGGGCCGUACGAUCCGCAGCCGAGGUCGCCAGACUCCCAGCUAAGUCCGCAGGCCGCUCAGACGAGACCGUGGGACGACCAGCCGAGUCCGCGGGCCGCGGAACCUAAACCGCAGGACCUCCAGCCGAGAUUGCAGGACUCCCAGCCCAGACAGCAGGCCACUCAGCCCAAACCGCAAACCGCUCAGCCAAGACUAACUGAUGCCCAGCUGAUAACUCAAGAUGCCCAACCGAGAUCACAGGCCGCUCAAGCGAGUCUGCAGGACUCACUGUCAAGUCCGCGAGACGUCCAGCCAAUUCUGAAGACGGCCCAGCCAAGGCCGCCUGCUGUCCAGACGAGACUUGGGGACGCCCAGUCAAGUCCCUGGGACGUUCAGCCUAAACCGCAGGCCGCCCAGUCGAUAUUGAAGACGACCCAGCCAACACAGUUGCGGCAAGCGGCCAACGCAGCACCGCAAGCCCCACAGGCGGGGCGCGCGGACGGGCUGAAAUCCAAGAUUGACGCCCACCAGCCCAUUCCUGACGGGCUGGGCCCUCGGACGCCACCGACGGCGCCGGGCGGACCGAUCGGAGACAGCCCGCUCCAGGAGAACUCACCACAGUCGCCCGCCGUCCCUGAGCAGCGCCGCUCCACCGGCCGGUUCGAGCGUGUGUCGGCGGCCGUGUGGCGGCAGCGUCUGCUACGCCAGGCCGCGGGGACGCGGGCCAGUGCGGACCAGAGCGCCACAGCCUGUCCGGGCCAGAGCGCCACUGGGCCUGCGGAAAAAACCAAGGGCGCGGCUGGACCAUCGGGGGAUGGCAAAGUUGGACUACCGCCAGAGGAAACGAAGUCACCAGACCAUCAGACCAAGCCGGCUGGGCUAACAGAGAACACGAGAGCUUCAGUUGGACCAUUUAAGAACACCAAACUUGUCUCUGAACAGUCGGUGGACAUCAGGGCUACGGCGGGACCGUCAGGGGACAUAGGACACAUACCUGGACCACCUGAGAGCACCAAACCGGUCUCUGGGCCCGCAGGGGACGCCAGAGUUACGACUGGACCUCCGAAGAAUGCUACAUCGGAAGCACUUCCGCCGUCAGAGAGUAGGAUGCUUGCAGCAGCAGCUGCUGGUCUGUCAGCUAGCAGUAUAACAGCUGGACCUUCAGAGAGACUGAAACCUACCACGGGACCACCAGAGGACACCAGAGUCAAGGCUGCACCAUCAGGAGCUGCUAAACCCCCUGAAGCGCCAUCUGAGGACGCAGCAGCAGUACCUGACCCGACAUAUGCGUUUUUGCCUUUGGACGGCAGUGCACAAGCGUCUGGUCCAUCCGACCCUGCGGCAGGUGUACCCUGCGGCAGUGCGGGUGCCGGCGGCUCGCCGCUCGGCCGACCGGGCUCCAUGGCUGAGAAACUGAGGCGUCUGGUACGGCAGCGGGAGCGCCCGGCCGCCAGCCCUGCGCGGGGUGCAUCGGCGACCUCGGCUACAGCCGACCUGCCGCAACCGGUCCCGACGACCAGUGGUGUUGGUGGCACGGACAGCUCUCAGGAGGCAGGCCAGUCAGUCGAGGCUGGACCGCUAGUUCAGGAGACAGCGGUGUCAGUGGAAACUAGGCUGCCAGUUGAGGCCAGGCCGUCAGGCCAGGAGACGGCUUCAUCAGGGAAGACUCGACUGUCAGUGGAGGCUGCGGCAUUAGUUGAGGCUGGACCGUCAGUUGAUUCUAGGCCGCCAGUUCCAGAGACUUGGCCGCCAGUUGAGCCUAGGCCGUCAGCUGAGGCCGGAAGGUCAGUCACGGCUGCGAUGUCGGUUGAAGCUAAACCCGCGCUUCAGGAGACUUGGCCGUCAGUUGAGGCUAGGCCGUCAGUUCAGGAGGCGGCACCAUCAGUUGAGACUAGACUCGUGGCUACAUCAGUUGAGACUAGACCCGUGGCUGAGGAAACUUGGCCGUCGUUUGAUGAUAGACCGUCAGUUCAGAGCACUGAGUCCUCAGCUGGGGUCAGACCGUCCGUUCCAGAGACGGCGUCAUCAGCAGCUCGACCCGUCGUCCAGGAGAGUUGGCCGUCAGUUGAAGUCACACCGUCAGCUCAGAAGACGGCGCCGCCAGCUGAAGCCCGACCCGCGGCUCAGGAGGCGCUGUCGCCCGGACAGAACCAGGCGCCAGCUGAUGUAACCUCCCCUCCGGCGUCUGACGGCAGUCAACGACGAACACCAAGACAGUCGCACCUGCUGCGACUACUGGAGAUGAAGAAACUUCGGAAAUCAUUGAGCCCGAAUAGGCCGACUGAUGCGACUCCGGCCGGUCAGGCCGAGUCAGCUCCAGCUCCGGCUGAGCCAACGUCAGCUCCGACCAAGACAGCACCAGCUACAGCAGGACUAUCGUCCCCUCCAGAUGACCCAUCACCAGUGUCGGCGGGGCCAGCACCAGCUCCUACUCUCCGUGCCGCAGUACCGGCCCCGGUUAGCUCAUCGCCAGCUCAGGUCGCCUCACUGCCCGCCACGCCCAGUCCGUCGUCAGCUCCGGCCGACGCGCUGCCGCCUCUGGCAGGAUUGUCGCCACCUCUGUCCAGCCCAGCACCAACUGCAGGUGCUGCUGUUGCCGUCACGACCGUGGCCGCUGCAGUGGCCGGCACCAAGGGUCCUGCUGCCGCCGCUGCAAUCCCUGUCGUUGAUGUUGUUACUCCCCAUGCCGGUGCUGAAGCGGUUGCUCCUAUGUCUUCCGCUGCUGCCGUCGCCAAAGUUCCUGUUCCACCACCCUCUGCCGCGUCUGAAGAGCGUCGCUCGGACGCGGCCGGGCCUGAGCGGCCGGCUCCGAAAGAGUCACCCAAGGAACCGCCGGCACCGCCUCCGCGAGCCACCGCCAGCACCAGGCCGUCACUGGAGCACCUGAUGACCUGUAGUGAGCUGCGCGACCGGCCCGCCCCGCCGCGGCCGGCCGCCGACGCCGUCGGCCGCUCUGACUCGGCGCUACUGCGGGUGCUGGUCCACGGCCGCCGCCGCGUGGCCCCCUACUGGCGCACUGAGCAGAUGCCAUUCGCCGAUAUGGUGAUGCAGAAGCUGCGUCCGAUGGCGUUCCGCCCGUCUCGAGUCCAGGCCUACCUGUGGUCGGCGGCCGCCUGCUACCGAAACAUAGUCUGCGUCGGACAGGCGGGCUCCGGUAAGACGCUCGGCUACCUACUGGCCGUGGUAAACAGUCUCCUGGACCCGGACACGUAUGAGGCUGCGCCUACCGGCCACGGUCCGCUCUGCCUGGUGCUGGUCCCGUCGUGGCGCCGCGGUCGGGCCGUCCAGGAGCUCUGUCACGCCGUCACCGACUCGCUGCGCUGUCUGCCUCUGCUGGUACACGGCGGAGGCGCCGAGGCGGAGCAGGAGGUGUCUCUGCUGAAUGGCUGCGACCUGCUGGUCGGUACGCCGGCCUGCCUGCUGCGACUGCUGCGCCGUGGUCGGGACACGUUCAUACAGCUGAGCCGCGUGUGCCACUUGGUGCUGGACGACGCCGACCUGCUGGUGGAGCACAGCGCACAGGCGGUGGAGCAGCUGGCGCUGGCAGUGUUCUCCAUGUGGCGCGCUAGGUCGGAGGAGGCCCUCUCCCUUCCGCAGCAGGUCAUAGCGGCGGCCUCCCACUGGACGCCAGGUCUUCAGGCGCUGACCCGCCUCCUGCCCGACUCGGUGGUAGCCACCUCCUGCUACCUGGAGCAGCUGGUGUGGGCGCGACCACGCGUCUUCACACACGUCCUGGAGGACGACCAGAAGGAGCAGAAGCUGCUCGGUCUGCUGCAGACGGGCCUGCACCGUCACCGUCUGGUGGUGUUCACCAGUACGGACGAGAGUGCCCAGCGGCUGGCCCGUCUGCUGCACUGCCAGUCGUACCCGGUGCUGCUGGCGGACGGCGACCAGCUCGGCGCCUCGCUCACAGAGCUGGAGCGCUGCUGGCGCUCGUCGAGCGGCGACGCGCCCGACGUGCUGGUCGUCAGCGACACUGUGGUGGCCGAGCUCACAGUACGCGACGCCGCCGUCCUCGUCCACUUUGACGUACCCACCGAGAAGCGCACCCAGCUUGGUCUGAGGUGUAGCUACAUGAUGGACAGCUACCCGGACAGACUCGUCAACCCCGAGGCCGAGAACCGGUGCGUGGUGCACCUGUUUGUGUCUCCGUCGGCCGCGGAGAAGAUCGGCCCCCACCUGCCGCAGCUGCUGGUGCGGCUGGGCGCCGAGGUGCCGCCGGCGCUGGCCGAGGCCGCCCGGCGCCGCUCCGGCCCGCGGCGUCUGGCGGCGCUCUGCGACCGGCUGUUGGCCGCCGGCCGGUGUCCGGACCGACUGGGCUGCGAGCGCCGCCACUGGCUGCACCCGACCGCCGACGCAGGACAAGAGGACAUACCGCAGUAUGGCGAGGUGACUGUAUCCGUAUCACACGUUCUGGACGCCGCCACGCUGGCUGUCCGCCUCCUCUCGGUCCGUGAUACCCGUGCGGAGGCUGAGGGCGGAGACGGACGGCCGCGACAACUGGAGGACGCCUGCUGUAGGAUGGAGCUGGAUGUGUGCGCCCACUACAGCCUGCCGGCCAACAGAGUGUGCCACGAGCUGCCCCAGGUGGGCGACCUGUGCGGCCUGCUCUGGGACGACAUGUUCGUGCGUGUCCAGGUCACCUCCCUGGAGACGGGUACCGAAACGUGCGCCGUCCUGCUGGUCGACUUCGGCAACACGGAGACCGUUCAGCGCGCCCGUCUACUGUCUCUCCCGGCCGAGCUGGCCGCCGUGCCGCCGCAGGCCGUCACCGCUCACCUGUGCGGCGUCGAGCCCAUCGACGGCGACUGGGAGUGGACCGAGGGAGCCGUCCGGCUGGCCGAGACCCACCUCAGAGGACAGGUGGCCGUCGGAAAGGUGGUGCUGGCGCUGGGCCGGCACCUGUGGCUCUCGCCGCUCGUCCGUCGGCGCCACCACCAGCUCUACCAGACCAGCGCCACGCUGCUGGACCCGUCGCUGGCCAGCCAGCUGCUGGAGCGCGGCUUCGGCCAGCGCGCGCCGCGCCACCUGGAGAGCCUCUACGAGCUGUGCCGGCGCGCCGGACUGCCGCUCCGGGACCAGUGGAAACCGGCCGACCGCCGCAAGCUCUACCAGACGGAGUUUCUACCCCUGGUGGCGCCACUGAAAACUAACUCCUCGGUGAACAUUACAAACGUCACGAGUCCGGCCGACUUCUACGUGCAGCGUAAUGACGUCUUCCCGCAGUACGAGCAGCUGAUGGCCGACCUGAACCGGUGGGCGGAGGGGCCCGAGCCGGCUCGGCUGGCUUCCUACCGGCACCGCGUCCGGCAGCACUGCGUGGCACAGUUCCCCGAGGACGGCAGGUGGUACCGGGCCCGCGUGCUGUCAGUGACGACAGACGAGGCGGCCGACACCGUCACCUACGAGGUGCUGUACACGGACGUGGGCGACCGGGCCAGCGUCGACGAGAGCCUGGUGCUGCCGCUGCCGGAGCGCUUCGCCAAGCGACUGCCGCUGCAGGCGAUCCGCUGUGAGCUGGCGUUCUGCUCGCCCACUGCGUCCGACGGUGUAUGGUCAGAGGAGGCCGGCGACCUGCUCUAUCAGAUGUCACUGGACGACGAGGAACUGUGGAUUCCCUACCACUGUCAGGUGGUGGGCCAGACGGCCGGCCGACACCGGGUGGUGCUGUACGACCCUCAGCGGCGCGGCGUGCACCACAAACUGGAGGAGGCCGGACUGGCUACAGUAGACGAGCAGGGUCUGCUGGACGCCGACCCGCCCGAGUUUCCGCCGUCCGAGUCGUCCCUCGCCGCCGGCCGCAGCCUCGACUCUGAUGACUCUGACUCUGACUCCGAGCUGCGGCUGGCUGAACAGCGCGCCGGAGUCACCUACCGGGACGUUCUGGAGAUGGCCCCGAAGGAGGACGGUGUGCCGGUGAUGGAGUUUGGCGAGUUCGAGGUGGUCGGAUUCCCAUUCUCGCGGCUCUCCCGGGAGAUGGCGGAGCGCUCUGCCAGCUCUGCGGACUCCAUCGAGGUGAUAGGGCCCGAGUGUGCCGACCUGGCGGCGCCGGCGGCCGCCGAGCAGCCGCCGCCGCCCGUACAGAUCACCGAGCUGACCGGUCCCUCCGCGGCACCGGCGCCGGACACUGACGGCGACUGGGAGAUCGUGCCGCCCAGACAGCAGGCGGCCGCUGCCCCCGCCCCGCCGCCGCCGCCGCCGCCCCUGGCGUUCGGCGCCGAGCCGGUGCGCACCCCGCGUGUCACCUGGUGGCAGGAUGGCGGCCACGUGCGGCUCUGCGUCCACCUGAGCGACGCCCGACAGCCGCUGGUCGACAUCCAGCCCACGCACUUCCACUUCAGCUGCGAGCAGGCCGGCUGUCGGUUUGUGGUGGCGAUCGACCUGUUUAGCGCCGUGCGGCCGCAGGACAGCUUCUACCAGGUGCUCGGCGCGCACGUCCAGGUCAAACUGCGAAAGGAGAAAGCGCUGAGCUGGCGCCGGCUGACGGCCGUGCCCGUCAAGGCCCGCUGGCUGCAGCACGACCUGGAACACCUGGCCGGAGGCGACUCCAGCUCCGACGAAACGUACCUGCCGCUGGUCAGCCCGGCGCCGGCGCCACUGCCGCUGGAGGCACUCCGCCGCGGCCGGGCGCCGCAGCCAGAGCCGGCCGAGGGCGCCGCUGUCACCAGCAGUUCGGAGGACAGCGACGAGGACAUGGAGCACGGCUUUGGCGGCGCGGCCGGCGCCAGCGACCUGAAGCUGCUCAACGACCCGGAGGCGGUCCGCGACCUGCUGCAGCCGGACCCGUGGGCCAGCGGCGGCCUGUGACCCCCGCCGGCCGCGCGACUCUCUCAGGACAAGGCGACAGUUCGUUUUUGUACUGCUUUUUGUUUGUUUUGUGUGUGUUCGCUGCUCGAUGAAUGUCGCCGGCGCGUGUGUCGUCGACGGCGGACGUCAAUUUGCCGUCAAUGACCAAUGAUUGUGUAAAUGCGUUACCGAUGGUCGACCAGUCCCGCCGAAUCGGCCGGUGGGGCGCCGCGUCAGCUCAGUUGCCUGCCGCUCGGCGCGGCCCCUCCAGUCUCCGGGUGCUCAGAAUGUCGUUAAUACAGGCCCUGUAUUGGAUCAAACGGACUUGGACCCUGGGUCCAAGUGCCAACCAACUACGCACUUCCGACGAGGGACCGUCGAUCCGCAUGAAGGAAAAGAGAGUGGGUAAAGUCCAGUACCUCAUUGGUACUGGACCAUCGAGCUAGCCCCAGGGAUUUAAUUGCCAUGGUAGUUUUACGUAAGAACCCCACCCUCGUCGUUGGCACGUAGUUAACAGGUACAACGCAAGGCCAUACUUCACAAAGUCCAUUGAAUCAGCAUAAAGUGCUUCGGGUUUUUAACUGAUAAACUAAACAGACGGAACGCAACCGAUCGCUUCACAAGACGAUACUUGCAAUCCAUUAGGUAUAUAAGCAACUGGAGACUUAUCUUAGAAAAAUAGAUUGUAUAAUGCUUA
Messenger RNA from Amphibalanus amphitrite, 8954 nucleotides. RefSeq lists its product as uncharacterized. The record is from RefSeq and is a predicted model, not a curated record. Lineage: Eukaryota; Metazoa; Arthropoda; Thecostraca; Balanomorpha; Balanidae. Gene Ontology annotation, biological process: germ-line stem cell division; transposable element silencing. The transcript has 33 exons. The coding region runs from base 11 to 8278 and encodes 2755 amino acids. Gene Ontology annotation, molecular function: nucleic acid binding; ATP binding.